UUUUUCGAUUUCUAUUAUUGUCAUUUCAAAGCAGCAGCAAGAGAACAACUUUCAGAAAUGAACAAUAUUUUGUUUAUAAGUCUCAUUUUGGGAUGCUUUAUAGCCGUUCUUUGUGGACGAUACGACAUGUACGAAUUUCAUGACUCACACGGACGCUGUUGGCGUUGCACGAACGGAAACGACUGUGUAAGAUGCUAUGAGCCAAUAGCACGAUUUAACUUCCCUGAUCCAUGGGGUAGAGAAUGUCUCGCACCUACUUCAUGUGCAACAUAUCCAGGCGCUAAGUUUCCUCAUCAAGACAUUACUCGAUACUAUCUUUGUGCUCUUAACAGCCAAGUAGUCACCGUUUCUUGCUUCUGUGAUACAGUUUUUGAUAUGAGACAACAGAUGUGUGUAAAGUCAGAUGUCAUGACUUCAAUUGGCUGUUCUGCAUACACACAAUCAGAACCAAGAGCAUGUACUUAAAUAUUUUGCUUAUUUUUUUUUUUAAUAAAAUUGGAAUUAAUUAAAUCCAGAAUAAAAUGCCAGCUUGAAGUUUUAAAUGAGUUAUUAAAAAUAUGAAUAAAUGAC
Molecule: messenger RNA, 570 nt
Organism: Chironomus riparius
Lineage: Eukaryota; Metazoa; Arthropoda; Insecta; Diptera; Chironomidae
Source: the annotation of a GenBank genome assembly